AUGUUGGAGAUUCGGAAGAACGCUACUGAGCUUCCUCCGGUACACAGAUGGAGAUCUAGAGAAAUCGCAAUGAAUAACCUCGUAGAAAAAUUCACGGCGUUUUCCGAAACGCAAACAUGUGCGACGAAUAUGCAGAUUGCGAUGGUUGCAUAUUUAUGGUAUGUUAUCGGAAUUAUUCUGACGCUAUCACUAGAAAGCUCAUCUGUUGCGAGAAAUUUCAUGUUGGCGGUGAUACUGCAAGCAGUGACGAGAAUUCUGGUUCUUGUCGGGAGUGGCGACCAUCCUUCUCCCACGCCGACUGGUGUCCUUCUCAAGUUGCCUGUUGGACUGUAUGAUUCCUGGUCUAACACGGAGGAGGAAUCCGCGUAA
Molecule: messenger RNA, 369 nt
Organism: Perkinsus marinus ATCC 50983
Lineage: Eukaryota; Perkinsozoa; Perkinsida; Perkinsidae
Exons: 4
Coding region: 1-369 (122 amino acids)
Source: RefSeq, a predicted model, not a curated record